Messenger RNA from Microplitis demolitor, 2664 nucleotides. RefSeq names its product mpv17-like protein 2. Bases 883 to 1449 code for a protein of 188 amino acids. Gene Ontology annotation, biological process: mitochondrial ribosome assembly. The transcript is spliced from 3 exons. The record is from RefSeq and is a predicted model, not a curated record. Gene Ontology annotation, cellular component: membrane; cytoplasm. Lineage: Eukaryota; Metazoa; Arthropoda; Insecta; Hymenoptera; Braconidae.
AUUAUUAGUAUUGCAAUUGAACAUAUUUUAUUUGAAUUACAUUGAAAAAUAAAUAUAUUGAAUAUCAAAAAUAAACUUAGUAGGUCCCAAAUCAGUAGGAUAUAAUUAACGCAUACCUGUUAAAAAUGAAUUCAUAACCUAUAAAUAUUACUUUGUAAAAUACUUAUUCAAUAUAGUUGACUAGGAAUAUUAUUUUAUACAUUACAUAUAUAGACUUUAGAUUCAUUUUAUUCGUAUAUUUAAUAAAUUGGUCUCAGUAAAUAAUUCAAAUGUACCGCGCACAAUAAAGCCACCAUUUUUCUCUAGUGAACAAAAGAAAAAAAAACUAAUCAAGAGUGAUUAAAAACUAACUUAAGAAACCAUCAAGUUCGUGAAAUUUUCACUUAUAGUCGAUACAAUCAUAGGCAACCAAAAGAGCUCAUCUAUUAUUAUACGAUUCUAAUUAAUUAAAUUCCUUAAGUGACGUGGGAAAAUAAUCUGAUUUUUUUUUCACAAGUACAUCAAAAUAUAAUCUUUUAAAUAAAAAUUAAAAAAGUGAGGCUCAAGGUGGAGAGUUGUAGAUGCUAAACUACCGUAAGUCAUUUAUGAAAAAUAGAACUCAGUUAAGUAAUCGAGUUAAGAAUCGACUGCAUCUCUAAAUUAUGAUGAACGAACUCUCAAUGUUACCAGGUGUGAUUUUUUAGACGUGAAAUUUUCAUUAUGCAAGGAAGGUUAUACUAUAUCUUGAUGUUGCUACCCGUGAAAUAUAUUCCUGACCUCUAACCUCAGAUAAUAGAUACGUAAUAAUAAAAAUUAAAAUGAUCACAACUCAUACUUCUUGAUAACUCCUUUUUUUUUAAAUUGAUGUAAUUUUUGAAAGAUCAACUUUCACGAUUGAAAAUAAUGAGUGUAUCUAAAGGAUUACGAUUGUUUGCCCUUCGAAUGAGUUCUGUUAAAGAGCAAUUAUUUUCUCCAAAACAUCUAGUAUACACAAAUGUCGGUAUUUCUAUGUCACUCUCUGCUGUAGGAGAUGUUUUAGAGCAACAUUACGAAAUUUUAAAGAAUGAAUGGAGUGGUUGGUGCCCAAAACGAACUGCUCAUAUGACAAUAUCUGGAAUGUCCGUUGGACUUUUCUGUCAUUAUUGGUAUAAAAUUUUGGACGCAAAGCUCCCCGGAAAAACUGUUAAGAUUGUUUUGAAAAAAGUGGCCGUAGAUCAACUUAUUUGUUCUCCAAUUUAUAUAGGAAUAUUUUUUCUCACAUUAGCUUUUUUAGAACAAAGAAACUGGUCGGAGUUGAAAAUUGAAGUUACAAAUAAAGCUCACAAAUUAUACAUAGCUGAAUGGAUCGUUUGGCCACCUGCUCAAAUUAUCAAUUUUUAUUUUUUACCUUCAAGAUUUAGAGUUCUUUAUGAUAGUACUAUUUCUUUGGGUUAUGAUAUUUACACCAGUCAAGUUAAACAUAAACAUUAGGGAUUGUAUAUUGUUCGUAUAAAUGAUUUAGAUAAAUUGACAUAAAAAUUAAAUUUUCAAAAAAUAUUUAAUGAUACAGAAACGAUAAUCAUGCUGGCGAGAUAACACAGACUUAAAAAUAAACACAUUGAAAUUCAUAAAUUGAGUACAUUCAAAUUUUUUUCGUAACAUAGCAUGUUCUGGGUAAAUACGAUGUAUACCACUGCGGCAAUGCAAUACCAACAAAAGUGUAGUGGAACCACUGAGUUGGAUGCUUAUACAAAAUUUGAAAAUUCACAUAUACAUUAUCAUCUUUAAAGCCUGGAGCGAAAAAUUAUUCUUUUUCAACCGUGGGUACCACAACGUGUGCCUAACAGAGGUUACACGAAACGCAAAAUCGCAUCAAAAGUAAUAGCAUGUAGCGACACGUAUAAAUAAACGAACGACAGAUAAAAGUUACGUUCGAAGUAUGGAGGGUAGAGGUACCUCUACCCUCCAUAGGUACGGCCGAGCCUUAAGUUAUUGCCGUAUUCUGAAGCCAACUUAAAGGGGAGUAUUAUUCAGCUAAGCUUGCCAGAAACUUUCUCGUUAAGUAAGCCGAAAAUGUUUCACUGCAGAACUUGCUGAGUAAGGUGUGGCUAUCAGGAAGGCUGCCAUCAACUUCUGGAAAUGCCAAAUUUUUGCGGCCAACUUGGUGACAAGUUGCUGCAGUAGGUUGCCGCUAACUUGCUGCCAGCUUUGCUAUGUACUGGGUUACCAAAAUCGGAGCUGACGCCACCUCCUGGACAGUAGGCAGUUCGUUGUCACGCGGGACCAAUUUUGAAUUUGAAAUCAAUAAAUUAAUUUAUUGAUGGCGAUGGUGGUGAUGAUUAUCAUGAUUAGUAUAAUUGUUAUGAUAACUAUUUGAUGAAAUAACGGGUAAGGGUUAAUAUAAUUGAUGAAAUAACUUUUACCUGAAGACUGAGUUUUAUUAUUAAGUAUUUAUAAGAUUUGAACGGUAACAACAGUUGUGCUAGCUGCAAGUCUACGUUCUUUACUUAUCCAUUCUACGACCCACACGAAAAAAAAUAUAUCCCGGCAAAAUAGUAUUUAUCCGGCUUAUAUCUUUAGUAUUGUCGUACAUAUGCUAUUUUGGCGACAGAUGUUACCGGAUAUAUCUUUUUCCGUGUGAGGAGUUUACUUACUGCUUGUAUUUUAUAAUUCUCUGAAUACAAUAUAAUGAUUGAUUCAUCUAUU